AUGCCACCGAAGAGGAAGGCUCAAGGGGCCGCCACCGGCAGCUUCAAGGCAGGAAAGGGCUCUGUAGCUUCAACACCUGGGGGCGCCACCCCCAGGAGUAUCGCCAGCGAUAAUGAAUCGGUAGCGGAUCCCGUGAGCGAGUCGGAAGACGAGAAUCUCGAGAAGAACGUCGACAAGUUCUCCGUCGAGGCGUACCUGGACAGGCCCAAGACGAACGGUCAUGAAUCCAUGACUGGACUAUUCAAGAAGAAGCGCGACUUCUCCUUCCUCCAGCUGAAACCCGAUUAUCAGAAUCGCCCGCUCUGGAUCGACCCUGCCAAAGGCCGUAUUUUCCUCGAAAGCUUCAACCCGCUGGCCGAGCAAGCACAGGACUUCCUCAUCACCAUUGCCGAACCAAUUUCCCGGCCGUCCUUCGUUCACGAAUAUGCGCUCACGACACACAGCUUGUACGCUGCGGUCUCUGUGGGCUUGUCACCCCAGGAUAUCAUCAACACUCUCGAUCGGUUUCUGAAGAUGCCUUUGCCCGACAGCAUUCGCAAGUUCAUCGAGGGCUGCACGCAAAGUUUCGGCAAAGUCAAGCUGGUGCUUAAGAAUACGAAAUACUUUGUCGAGAGUACGGAUCCGGUCAUCCUGCAGAAGCUGCUGAAAGACUCCGUCAUCGGACCGCUGCGAGUACACGGUACGGAGGAGAUUACCACAAUAGCGGCUCCGAAACAGGGCCCUCUGGUCAUUCCAGGCACUGCCAAUGCUGCUGGUGUGCGACAGGCCGAAGAACAAAAGGCCAAGGGACGCGAGGGUGAGGUGAAGGAGGGCGAGGUCUACGCGGCACUGAACGAUGACGACGAUGACGAUCAGGAGAUCACGCAUGCCUUUGAGAUCGGGGACGAGGCAGUCGAGACCGUUCAGAAGAGGUGUCUUGAACUGGAGUAUCCGGUGUUGGAGGAGUACGAUUUCCGACGAGAUGAGGCCAACCCGAACCUGGAGAUCGACUUGCGCCCGGGCACCUUGAUUCGACCCUACCAAGAAAAGAGUCUGAGCAAGAUGUUUGGUAAUGGACGAGCCAAGAGCGGUCUGAUCGUCCUUCCUUGCGGUGCUGGAAAAACGCUUGUCGGUAUCACCGCAGCUUGCACCGUCAAGAAGGGCGUCAUCGUCCUCUGCACCAGUUCCAUGUCUGUCGUGCAAUGGCGAAACGAAUUCCUCAAGUGGUCCAACAUUAAGCCAGAGGAUAUCGAAGCAUUCACGUCAGACAACAAGGGCAGAAUCUUCCCGGGUAACACCGGUAUCAUUGUGACCACAUACUCCAUGGUGACGCAAACCAGGGAGCGUUCUCACGAGGCCAAGAAGAUGAUGGACUUUUUGCAGACGCGAGAAUGGGGUCUGAUGCUUCUGGACGAGGUCCACGUUGUCCCCGCCAAUAUCUUCAGAAAGGUCACCUCGUCCAUCAAGACGCAUUCGAAGCUUGGCUUGACCGCCACACUGCUUCGUGAAGAUGACAAGAUCUCAGAUCUGAACUUUUUGAUUGGCCCCAAGUUAUACGAGGCGAACUGGAUGGAACUCAGCGAACAAGGCCACAUUGCCAAGGUUCAAUGCGCUGAGGUCUGGUGCCCCAUGACUACGGAAUUCUACGAUGAGUACUUGAAGGCGUCGGCCAGAAAACGCGCGCUGCUGUACAUCAUGAACCCGAGAAAGUUCCAAGCCGCUCAGUACCUCAUCAACUACCACGAGUCUCGAGGCGACAAGAUCAUUGUCUUUUCGGACAACGUCUACGCUUUGAAGACAUAUGCUGAGAAGCUGGAGAAGGCUUACAUUUUCGGCGGCACUGGACAGGCAGAGCGCAUGAACAUUCUGCAAAACUUCCAGCAUAACCCUCAAGUCAACACAUUAUUCUUGUCAAAGAUUGGUGACACAUCCCUCGAUCUUCCCGAGGCUACCUGUCUCAUUCAGAUCUCGUCACAUUACGGUUCUCGUCGUCAAGAGGCGCAGCGACUCGGCCGUAUCUUGCGAGCCAAGAGGAGAAACGACGAGGGUUUCAAUGCCUUCUUCUAUUCCCUGGUGUCGAAGGAUACCCAGGAGAUGUACUACUCCUCCAAGAGACAGGCGUUCCUGGUCGACCAGGGCUACGCCUUCAAGGUCAUCACGCAGCUCGCCAACAUCGAGAAGACACCUGGCCUAGCCUACGCCGCGGCGAGCGAGAGACGAGAGCUCUUGCAAAAGGUCCUCAUCGAGAACGAGGCGGGCGGCGAAGACGAGGUCAUUGACGACCUGUUCCACAGCGGCACGAUGGGCCGCGCGCCGGCCAGGGGCAGGAAGAAGGCCGCCGCGAGGAGGACGGCUGGUCUGCUGGGCGACCUGUCGGGUGGACAGGACAUGGCCUACAUGGAGCAAAACAAGAGGGUCAAGCUCAAGAAGGCAAAGGGAGAGAGCAGUGCCUUCUUCAAGAAGAUCCAGAGAGAGAAGGCCAAGCGAUAG
Molecule: messenger RNA, 2469 nt
Organism: Colletotrichum abscissum
Lineage: Eukaryota; Fungi; Ascomycota; Sordariomycetes; Glomerellales; Glomerellaceae
Product: DNA repair helicase rad25
Exons: 1
Coding region: 1-2469 (822 amino acids)
Biological process (GO): nucleotide-excision repair; transcription initiation at RNA polymerase II promoter
Cellular component (GO): transcription factor TFIIH holo complex; transcription preinitiation complex; nucleotide-excision repair factor 3 complex
Molecular function (GO): ATP binding; 3'-5' DNA helicase activity; hydrolase activity
Source: RefSeq, a predicted model, not a curated record